Molecule: messenger RNA, 504 nt
Organism: Colletotrichum phormii
Lineage: Eukaryota; Fungi; Ascomycota; Sordariomycetes; Glomerellales; Glomerellaceae
Exons: 2
Coding region: 1-504 (167 amino acids)
Source: RefSeq, a predicted model, not a curated record
AUGAAGCUCUCUGCUGUUGCCGUCGUCGCCGCCGCGGUUGCUGGUGUUGGUGCCGUGCCCGUUGAGUCUGGCCCCAUCGCCAGCCUCCAAGCCCGCGCCUCAGACGCAAUCGGCGGCGUCGUAAGCUUCAUCAAGCGCGAAGACGCCGGAAAACCUCUCGUCCCGCAAUUUAGGCGUUCCCCCAUCCGCUUCCACUCCGGCCUCGCGCACGAGGAAGCCAUGGCCGCCGUUGCCCGACGCGCCGACAAGAAUCCCGGCAAGAACGACCCGCCUCCGCCCCUGAACCCGUUCGGCACCGACGCGAGGAAGCGUGAGGCGCUGAUUGAGGCGCGCAAGAAGAAGGGGGAGGAGGAGGUCCCGCCGCUGGCGCCGUUUUCGACAAAGAGUAAAGGGGAAAAGAGGGGUGGUGACCUGACGACGAGGCAGAAGGCCAAGGAGAGCGUGCCGCCUUUGGCGCCGUUUUCUACGGGGGGAAGCAAGUCGAAGAAGGCUAUGAGGAUGUAG